AUCUACCGUGUUGCGGCCCUCCCUUUCUGUUUUGCACUAUGGCAGUUCUUAAAGUGAAAUUCACGAAGACGAGAAGGGGAAAAUUAGCUCAAGUCCUGUGGAUACUUAAUUGGAUCUCUGUGGUUACCGGACUCAUCAUCUUCGGCCUUGGUCUCUUUCUAAAAAUUGAAAUCAAGAAACGCAGCGAGUUGAUGAUAAGUGGGGACAUACACUCGGUCCCUAACAUGCUCAUUGCUGUAGGCAUCAUUGCUUGUAUAAUAAACUUCUUUGGAGGAAAGAUCUGCUAUGAUAGUUUGGAUGUCAACAAGUUCUCCAGAUGGAAACUCUUCAUGUUGCCGUACAUCAUCUGCACCUUCUUCUUUACAUUCUGCGUCUUUGCAGGAGCCAUCAUGUGCUAUACUAUGAGAAAUGAGCUGGAGUCUGCUCUAUACCGUGGACUCAAAGAUGCCUUGAAGUAUUAUAAGGACACAGACAUCCCUGGACGCUGUUUCUUAAAAUCUACAAUAGACCUUCUCCAGAUCGAGUACCAGUGUUGUGGCAACAAUGGCUUCAGGGACUGGUUUGAGAUUCAGUGGAUAUCUAUACGUUAUCUGGACAUGAGUUCCAAGGAGAUCACAGACCGUUUCAAGAGCAACGUGGAUGGAAAAUACUUAUUAGAUGGGGUUCCGUUCAGCUGCUGUAACCCAAACUCUCCCCGUCCUUGCAUACAGUUUCAGAUCACUAAUAACUCUGCUCAUUAUAACUAUGACUACCUGACAGAAGAGCUGAACAUCUGGCUGCGAGGCUGCAGGCAGGCUCUGCUGGAAUACUUUGACAACCUCAUGCAGUCUAUCGGCCUGACGGUCCUUCUUAUUUGGCUCUUUGAGCUCUCAGUGCUGACUGGCGUACGUUACCUUCAGACUGCAAUGGAAAACGUCUUGAUGUUGGGAGACCCAGAGAGUGAAUCGCACGGAUGGUUGCUGCAAAACAGCUGCAUGGAAACUGCUAAACACAAUAUCCAAAUAAUCAAGAAUCUCGGCAAAGCAAAUCAGAUUUCCACACUUACUGGGAUAUCGGACCCAAAUGUGGACAUCCCAAGAGCAGAUUAUGGCCCAGACAAUGUUCCACCAAACUCCAUACCAACUGAUAGCUGAUUGCAACACUAGUGGUGCUGGUGAAAACCAAUAUAAAAGACACCAAGAUUGCACUCUGAUGGACCCGUUUUGAAGUUUUGGAAAUGUGGUUUCUGUAUGUGGAUGGAAAACAUUCCCAAUCGAACAGAAUUGAUCUUAGUUUUCCCACUUGACCUGAGGCUGCAGAUUUUUUUUUUUAAUUCAAUGGCAGUGAGACUGGAAUAAUCUAGAGAGAAAGCUGAUGGCAGAUGUUAGAAUUCAUUAGGGCAGUUGAGGAUAGAAGGGUCUGUUGAAAGGCUGUAAUUUAAUUGUAUGGUCAUGCUAGAAAGGUGGUUACGAUUGUAAUUAAAGUUUAUGAACUUUUUAAAUAUUUCAUAACUGGUUAUGUCCUACAAAAA
Molecule: messenger RNA, 1510 nt
Organism: Pseudophryne corroboree (corroboree frog)
Lineage: Eukaryota; Metazoa; Chordata; Amphibia; Anura; Myobatrachidae
Product: photoreceptor outer segment membrane glycoprotein 2-like
Exons: 3
Coding region: 39-1133 (364 amino acids)
Biological process (GO): visual perception
Cellular component (GO): plasma membrane
Source: RefSeq, a predicted model, not a curated record